AUGUCAAUCAAAAUUAUGGUUAGCAAGAAUGAAAAAAUUGAGGAAUGUAAAAAAGUUCUUGCUAUAACAAAACGUAUUCCUAAAGAUGUUAAAAGACAUUGUGGUGUUUGCAGACAACAUGGUUUAAUAUAUGAAACUAGAGGCCAUCUAUGUGAAUUUAAAAAUUGUUCUUGUGAUAAGUGUAAACUUAUUAAAUUAAGAAGAGAUAUCAUGUCAACACAAAUAAAAAUAAGGAGAGCACAAGAUAAAAGAUUUCAAAGAACAAAUGAUCCUGAAAAAGCUGAUAUUAUUAUUGAUGAUAUUGAUGAUGGUAAAAUGAAAGGAAAAAAGAAAAAUACAUGUUAUUUUUGUCAAAAAUGUAAAAAUCAUAGUAAAAUAGUAUGGAAAAAAGAUCAUAAAAAAAAUUGUCCAUAUAAUAAUUGUACAUGUGAAUCUUGUGAAUUAAUUGAGACACGACGUAAACUUGAUCAAGAAAUUAAAAUAAAAUUUAACAAUAAAAAAAAGGAAAUGGAUAGUGUUGUAAUGUUUAAUGGUAAUGAAAAUAUUUAUAUGAAAAAUGAAAAUAUUACUCCAAAUAUUGUUUCACAUUAUACUUCAUUACCAAAUAAUUAUGGAGAAGAGGUGUUAUUUCAAAAUUAUUUUAUUGCCUUAAAUAAUUUUAAUAUCCUUCUAACUAAAUAUAAUCAAAAUUUUAGUAUGUGA
Strongyloides ratti is the source of this 702-nucleotide messenger RNA. Its product is annotated as DM DNA-binding domain-containing protein. The transcript has 3 exons. Gene Ontology annotation, cellular component: nucleus. Bases 1 to 702 code for a protein of 233 amino acids. Gene Ontology annotation, molecular function: DNA-binding transcription factor activity, RNA polymerase II-specific; RNA polymerase II cis-regulatory region sequence-specific DNA binding. The record is from RefSeq and is a predicted model, not a curated record. Gene Ontology annotation, biological process: sex differentiation; regulation of transcription by RNA polymerase II. Lineage: Eukaryota; Metazoa; Nematoda; Chromadorea; Rhabditida; Strongyloididae.